Messenger RNA from Sardina pilchardus (European sardine), 1538 nucleotides. RefSeq names its product gap junction Cx32.2 protein-like. The record is from RefSeq and is a predicted model, not a curated record. Gene Ontology annotation, biological process: cell-cell signaling. The transcript has 2 exons. Gene Ontology annotation, cellular component: connexin complex. Gene Ontology annotation, molecular function: gap junction channel activity. Bases 134 to 1000 code for a protein of 288 amino acids. NCBI's taxonomy places the organism in Eukaryota, Metazoa, Chordata, Actinopteri, Clupeiformes, Clupeidae.
CAGUUAGCCAUAUUCCGGCCAUAUUCCGGGGCCAAAACUCAAGGUUCAACCCCAGCAGGUGAUUAGUCGGGUUGAAGCUGUGCCGGAGGAAAGAGUUGGUUUCUGCUCAAGGAUAAUCUGAACAUCGCAGAAAAUGGGUGAUUUAGGAUUUCUUUCGAAGCUGCUGGAAGAAGUAAAUAACCACUCCACGGUCGUUGGAAAAGUAUGGAUGAGUGUUCUAUUUUUGUUCCGAAUCAUGGUGCUGACUGCCGCGGCAGAAAAAGUGUGGGACGAUGAACAUGAGAAAUUAGUAUGCAACACGGAACAACCUGGUUGCGAGCAGGUGUGCUAUGACUGGCAGUUCCCCAUCUCCCACAUUCGGUUCUGGGUGCUGCAGAUCCUCUUCGUCUCCACGCCGACCCUGAUGUACCUCGGGCACGCCAUCCACAUCAUCACCAAGGAGAACAAGCUACGUGAGCGGCUCCUGAGGCACGAGAAUGUGAAGUCGCCGAAGUACACUGACGACAAAGGUAAUGUUGUGAGGAUCAAGGGUCAGCUCCUGGGCAGCUACAUGACACAGCUCUUCUUCAAGAUCCUCCUGGAGAUCGGCUUCAUCGUGGGCCAGUACUACCUCUAUGGCUUCGUCAUGGUGCCCUUGUUCUCCUGCUCCCAGUCGCCCUGCCCCUUCACUGUGGCCUGCUACAUGUCUCGGCCCACGGAGAAGACCAUCUUCAUCAUCUUCAUGCUGGCCAUGGCCUGCGUGUCCCUGCUGCUCAGCGUGGUCGAGCUCUUCUACCUCCUCUGCUCCAGGGUGCGGUGCGGCCGCGGUGGACGUGGACGUGGACACCGCCAUGGUAUCGGCGCCACCGCGCCCCCACACUCUAGCCCACCCAGCUGGUCACCGCCUGAGGAGGACACCAUGGCCCAGAACCAGCUCAACACCUUCCACACUGACCGCCAGAGUCUGGGUGGCAGCUUGGACGGUGCCAAGGAUGAGAAGAGGCUGCUGGCAGGGCACUGAAGCUGAUUUGACAUUUUGAAUUUUGUGGACAUUUUUUACCGGUUCACGUUUCAUGAUAUUGAUAGUAUCAGUAUGAUGAAUCGUGAGUGUGAGGGUAUGAUUGUUGAUCUUGUCUUAACGAAAUAUUGUAUUGUUGAUUAUGUUCUCUCUUUUGUAGCCUAAAUCAAUUUUUAAGUUAUUAAACUGUCGUGUAAGGUGACAUUUUUGCACAGUAUUUAUAUAUAAGUCAAAGUUAAAUGUAGAACAUUUAUAUUUAGAUAAACAUUGUUUUGGAACAGAUACUGUAUCAUGCAAAUGAUUGUUAUAUGUACAUGUGUCUGAAGUUUGUCUUGUGGAUCUUUGACUUUUCAAUAAAAAAAAAACAGAAUUUCAAAUCCCAGUUCUGGUGUGAAGCAUUUUGAGAUGAACCUGGACACCAAUCCACCUAAAUAUUCUGGAAUAAAUCAGUUCCAUAUGAAUCUGUAUAUAUACAGAACACGGACCAUACAGCUGGUUUGGCCAAGGUCAACAUAUUUCGAUAGACCUCUGAAGUCCGCCU